AUGGUCGCUGCGAACAAGAUCGUCGUCUGCGAUAACGGCACGGGGUUUGUCAAGGCCGGAUUCGCAGCCGAGAACUUCCCCAAAGCCAUUUUCCCGUCUCUCGUGGGUCGCCCCGUCUUGCGGGCAGAAGAGGCAGUGCAGUCGGAUAUUCUGCUUCAAGAUAUUAUGUUUGGGGACGAAGCGGCUGCGUUGCGGUCGAACCUUGAGAUCUCGUACCCCGUGGAGAACGGCAUUGUGAAGAACUGGGACGACAUGGAGAAGCUCUGGGACUAUACGUUCAAAGAGCGGCUGGCCAUUGACCCCAAGGCUGGCCACCGCAUUUUGCUCACGGAGCCGCCGCUCAACCCGAAACGCAAUCGGGAGAAGCUCGUCGAGAUGAUGUUUGAGAAGUACGGCUUUGACGGCUGCAACAUCACGACGCAGGCGAUGCUGACGCUGUAUGCUCAGGGCAUUACGACGGGGGUGGUCAUUGACACGGGCGACGGAGUUACUCAUGUGGUGCCAGUGUUCCAGGGCUACGUGCCCCAGCACCUCAUUUGCCGGUUGGACGUUGCUGGUCGCCACAUUACCAACUACCUGAUCAAGCUCAUGCUGCUACGUGGGUACCCUUUGAACCGUACUGCUGAUUUUGAAACAGCUCGUCAGAUCAAAGAGAAGUGGUGCUACGUGGCGUAUGACACGGCUGCAGAGCGCAAGUUGGCGCUGGAGACGACGAUUCUAGAGGAGCCGUAUGAGCUGCCUGAUGGUCGUAUCGUGCGACUUGGUCGUGAACGUUUCGAGGCACCGGAGGCUCUGUUUGACCCCAACUUGAUCGACGUCGAGGGCGCCGGUCUUAGUGACAUGGUGUUUGACAUGUGCAUGAAGGCUGACAUUGACCUGCGCACUGAAUUCUUCAAGAACAUUGUGCUGUCUGGUGGUUCCAGCAUGUACCCGGGUUUGCCAAGCCGCCUAGAAAAGGACAUCAAGCAGCGGUACCUCACGGACGUGCUGAAGGGGGACAAAAGCCGUCUGGGCAAGUUUCGUCUACGCAUUAACGACCCGCCCCGACGCAAACACCUCGUCUUCCUCGGUGGCAGUGUGCUGGCUGACGUGAUGAAGGACAACGACGCUUUCUGGCUUUUGAAGAGCGAGUACGAGGAGCAGGGACUGCGUAUUCUGGACAAACUGCAAUAA
Molecule: messenger RNA, 1173 nt
Organism: Peronospora matthiolae
Lineage: Eukaryota; Oomycota; Peronosporomycetes; Peronosporales; Peronosporaceae
Source: the annotation of a GenBank genome assembly